AUGUCAUCCCAACCAUUUAACUCCGACCCGACCGUGGAGAUGGACAGAACAAAACAACCCAAACCAAAACGGCCGAUGUCCCACUGGUGGCCGGUAGGCACAUUCUGUGCUGCUGUGACCCUUUUUAUUAUUGGCGGCGCACUCGCUGGCGCUUACUACCGCAAAGGACACUGUCAACACAAUGAUCACUGGAACAGCUGGGACGAUGACUAUGACGACGACUACGAGGACUGCAAAGGACCCAAGCCCAUGCUAUACGCCUCCGGUGCUCUUCUUCUCAUUGCGCUUUUUGUCGGUCUGCUAGCUGUUAUUUUGUUUAUUGUGUGGCUUAUUCGAAGGAGAAGAGCGCAACAAACUUUCUACCAAUCCACCCCGCUGAACGACUAUGGGCAAUACCCUCAACCGAUGUAUCCUCAGCAAUACGACCCUUACGCUCCUCCUUUUGCUCAAAAGUCCCCAGGCUAUCCUCCACAGCCUGCGCCGUAUGACGCGCCGCCUCAGCCUCAAACGGAGACUUCCCAGCCCGCAAACGAACAACCCCACAAUAAUAACAACAAUAAUCCCUUCGAACUUCAUCAAGAAGGCCACAAGUAUGGCGCGCCGCCAGCAAGCUACCACUGA
Molecule: messenger RNA, 621 nt
Organism: Penicillium angulare
Lineage: Eukaryota; Fungi; Ascomycota; Eurotiomycetes; Eurotiales; Aspergillaceae
Exons: 1
Coding region: 1-621 (206 amino acids)
Source: RefSeq, a predicted model, not a curated record